Messenger RNA from Paramuricea clavata, 502 nucleotides. NCBI's taxonomy places the organism in Eukaryota, Metazoa, Cnidaria, Anthozoa, Malacalcyonacea, Plexauridae. The record is from the annotation of a GenBank genome assembly.
AUGAAGAGAGAAAAAAUGCAGCAAUUGGUCUUCUUCCAUGCGUGUUCCCAACUGGAAGAAAGAAUAGAAAACGAUGUACAAUUGAUGAAGCUUUGAGUGCUUUUAUCGAUUGCCAACCGGUAUGCAUUAUCAUAUGUCAUUUAAAGUAUGAUAACUCGGAACAUUGCGUAUAAAGGUCUAAAAUAUUUCUCAUAUUUAGGUUGGUACAAACAUGCCAAAAUAUUUAGAAGAAGCUCCAAGAUGCCCGUUUGUUUUGGCAAUCGGUAAUCGCUACAACCCAACACAAGUUUUUGUUAUCAUCGAAGGCCAGGGCUUGGAGCAGCCUAAUCUUACGAAGGCAAUUGAUGUUUGUUUUAAAGUAUUUUACAUCCUGGAUAUUAAUUAUCCUUGGCAAUGCUCUUCGUCGUGGGAAUUCAUACAAAAAGUUCUCUAUGGCAUCGAAGAUAAGGUGAAAGGAAAGACAACCCCAGCUGUUGUUGCAAUGAGAGCAGCUUUAAAGUAA